AUGGAUACCAAACCAUCUAUUGAAAGAAUGGAUACCAAACCAUCUAUUGAAGGAAUGGAUACCAAACCAUCUAUUGAAGGAAUGGAUACCAAACCAUCUAUUGAAAGAAUGGAUACCAAACCAUCUAUUGAAAGAAUGGAUACCAAACCAUCUAUUGAAAGAAUGGAUACCAAACCAUCUAUUGAAAGAAUGGAUACCAAACCAUCUAUUGAAAGAAUGGAUACCAAACAAUCUAUAGAAAGAAUGGAUACCAAACCAUCUAUUGAAAGAAUGGAUACCAAACAAUCUAUAGAAAGAAUGGAUACCAAACCAUCUAUUGAAGGAAUGGAUACCAAACAAUCUAUAGAAAGAAUGGAUACCAAACCAUCUAUUGAAAGAAUGGAUACCAAACCAUCUAUUGAAAGAAUGGAUACCAAACCAUCUAUUGAAAGAAUGGAUACCAAACCAUCUAUUGAAAGAAUGGAUACCAAACAAUCUAUAGAAAGAAUGGAUACCAAACAAUCUAUAGAAAGAAUGGAUACCAAACCAUCUAUUGAAAGAAUGGAUACCAAACCAUCUAUUGAAGGAAUGGAUACCAAACCAUCUAUUGAAGGAAUGGAUACCAAACCAUCUAUUGAAAGAAUGGAUACCAAACCAUCUAUUGAAAGAAUGGAUACUAAACCAUCUAUUGAAAGAAUGGAUACCAAACCAUCUAUUGAAAGAAUGGAUACCAAACCAUCUAUUGAAAGAAUGGAUACCAAACCAUCUAUUGAAAGAAUGGAUACCAAACCAUCUAUUGAAAGAAUGGAUACCAAACCAUCUAUUGAAAGAAUGGAUACCAAACCAUCUAUUGAAAGAAUGGAUACCAAACCAUCUAUUGAAGAUUUAAAAGAUAGCUCUCGGUUUUAUUUCUCUAAUCGUCAAUCUAAAAGCAUAUAA
This is a messenger RNA of Biomphalaria glabrata, 918 nucleotides long. RefSeq lists its product as uncharacterized. The transcript has a single exon. NCBI's taxonomy places the organism in Eukaryota, Metazoa, Mollusca, Gastropoda, Planorbidae. The record is from RefSeq and is a predicted model, not a curated record. The coding region runs from base 1 to 918 and encodes 305 amino acids.